Messenger RNA from Oikopleura dioica, 717 nucleotides. The record is from the annotation of a GenBank genome assembly. Lineage: Eukaryota; Metazoa; Chordata; Appendicularia; Copelata; Oikopleuridae.
AUGGACAGUGUGAGCGGCGGGAGCACGGGGACUGGAACUCGUCGAGGUUCUGACUUAUCUCACGUGCGACGCGGCGGGCUCGAACUCCGCUACCCAUCGCAGUUCAAGAAAAUCGACUCGGUCAUAAUCGAAGAAGACGAGUACCGCUCGACCAAGAAUGACCGCACGGUCAACUACAGAAAGUGCGUCUGCCCCUUUAUCGUCGGCGUCGUCUUGAUGAUCGCCGGCAUUGUCCAACUCGGCGUUGGCCUCGCGCUGCGGGAUACGUUGGACACGUUGGGUUAUUCCGGCGGCAUCAGCAUCCUUUUCGCGAUAAUGUGCAUGAUGCUGUGGUACGCCUGUUCGCUCGAGGUUGAGGACCGCGAAAUGCCACGGGUUUCGCUCCCGAAGAAGUCAAAGGGACCGCCAAAGUGGCUGAAAAACAACGAGAGCAGGACUCAAAGCCGUCUCGUCGCUCCCGAUACACCUGAUCAAACCUUUGCGUGCUUCCCGACCAGAUCCAACAAUUUAGAAACGAAAGCUGUAGUAGAACUGGACGAGCUUUCAACGUCGACCUCGCACCAGAACCAGAACCACCAACACCUCGACCCUACGACGCACGAGAAAAAGUACGCGCUGCCAAUGUACGAAUCCCCUGUCCCUCGGCCGGUCACGCUCGAGCUGGGCGGAGAAAGCAACCCAGCCUUUGUGGACGAAUGCAACGACACCCCAUGUUAA